Herpailurus yagouaroundi (jaguarundi) is the source of this 959-nucleotide messenger RNA. RefSeq names its product putative protein FAM10A5. The transcript is spliced from 2 exons. Gene Ontology annotation, molecular function: protein dimerization activity; Hsp70 protein binding. NCBI's taxonomy places the organism in Eukaryota, Metazoa, Chordata, Mammalia, Carnivora, Felidae. Bases 16 to 522 code for a protein of 168 amino acids. The record is from RefSeq and is a predicted model, not a curated record.
CACCGCCUCUGGACCAUGGACCCCUGCAAAGUGAACGAGCUUCAGGCCUUCAUGAAAAUGUGUAAGCAGGAUCUGAGUGUUCUGCACACCAAGGAAAUGCGCUUCCUGCGGGAGUGGGUAGAGAGCAUGGAGGGUAAAAUACCACCUGUUACUCAUAAAACUAAAUCAGAAGACAAUAUCAAGGGAGAAAAAACAGAUAGUAAGAAGGCGGAGGAAAACAUAAAGACAGAUGAACCAUCAAGUGAGGAAAGUGAUCUAGAAAUUGACAAUGAAGGUGUGAUUGAACCAGAUACUGAUUCCCAUCAAGAAAUGGGAGAUGAAAAUGUACAGAUAACUGAGGAAAUGAUGGAUCAGGCAAAUGAUAAAAAAGUGGCUGCCAUUGAUGCCCUAAAUGAUGGUGAACUACGGGAUGCCAUUGACUUGUUCAUGGAUGCCAUCAAACUGAAUCCUCUCUUGGCCAUUCUCUAUGCCAAGAGAGCCAGUGUCUUCAUCAAAUUACAGAAGCCAAAUGCUGCCAUCUGAGACUGUGACAGAACUAUUGAAAUAAAUCCUGAUUCAGCUCAGCCUUACAAGGGGCGAGGGAAAGCACACUGACUUCUGGGCCAUUGGGAAGAAGCAGCGCAUGAUAUUGCCCUUGCUUGUAAACUGGAUUGUGAUGAAGAUGCUCGUGCAAUGUUGGAAGAAGUUCAACCAAGGGCCCAGAAAAUUGCUGAACGUUGGAGAAAGUGUGAGCAAAAACGUGAAGAGCGAGAGAUCAAAGAAAGAAUAGAAAGGGUUAAGAAGGCUCGGAAGAACAUGAGAGAGCCCAUAGGGAGGAAAAAGGCAGACAAAUCAGGAGCUCAGUAUGACUCUUUCCCAGGUGGCUUUCCUGGGGGAAUGCCUGGUAAUUUUCCUGGAGGCAUGCCUGGAAUGGGGAGAUAGGCAGAGUGUGAGUGGGGGAGGGGAAGAGAGAGAAGGAG